AUGAGCUCAAUGAUGGAAACUCUCCAGAUUCGUAAACCGGCUUCUCUCCCCGUUUCUCAACGCCCUACUUCCUCCGCCUCCGCAGCCUCCACCGACGAUGAGCCUGGGCUCAUCCGCCGUCGUCUCUCAUCUCUCUCCCUCAAUCUCUCAAGCCAGCCAGCGGCGAUCGCAGCUCGAUUCCCGAGAUCCAAAUCGGUUUCCGCCAUGGGAGAGCAAGCAGGGAGCUCUGUUAAAGAAUGGUGGGAAUGGGGUUGGUCGUGGAUCCUCUCGAGGAAACCGAUUUUCAUCAGAGACCUCGAGCUUAACAAAGACGAAGCGAAAUCGAUUGGCUCUCAGAACAGAGGAAGUAUAAUGCACGUCUUCGUCAAGCUCCGAUCUCAGAUCCGCAGUCUCAUGGAUCCUUCUUCCGAUACUCUUCCUCUCUCCUGCAAAUCCAAGCGCCAACGAUAA
Molecule: messenger RNA, 450 nt
Organism: Microthlaspi erraticum
Lineage: Eukaryota; Viridiplantae; Streptophyta; Magnoliopsida; Brassicales; Brassicaceae
Source: the annotation of a GenBank genome assembly